Brettanomyces bruxellensis is the source of this 675-nucleotide messenger RNA. RefSeq lists its product as uncharacterized. The record is from RefSeq and is a predicted model, not a curated record. NCBI's taxonomy places the organism in Eukaryota, Fungi, Ascomycota, Pichiomycetes, Pichiales, Pichiaceae. The transcript has a single exon. Bases 1 to 675 code for a protein of 224 amino acids. Gene Ontology annotation, cellular component: multivesicular body; ESCRT III complex; cytoplasmic side of plasma membrane. Gene Ontology annotation, biological process: vesicle budding from membrane; late endosome to vacuole transport via multivesicular body sorting pathway.
AUGUGGAACUAUUUCUUUGGAGGAGGUCAGCAGAAGAAGGAGCUGCCCAAGAAGGCUAUAGUGAAGCUGAGGGAGCACAUAGCGACACUCAAUAAGAAGCAGGGGUACUUGGAAAAGCAAAUAGAACAACAAGAACAGAUUGCAAGAAAGAAUGUGACCAAAAACAGAACGAUGGCAAAGCAGGCACUCCGCAGAAAGAAGAAGCUAGAAAGCGACCUGGAGCGAAUCGAGAACCAGAUCGAGUCGUUGGAGACUCAGCUUAGUGCAAUAGAGUCGGCAAACCUCAACUUGGAGACUAUGAAGGCUAUGAAGCAAGGAGCAAAGGCUAUCAAGCAGAUUCACAGCGACUUCAACGUUGACAAGGUGGAUGAGACGAUGGACGAUAUCCGGGACCAGGUGGAGGCAAGCGAGGAGAUAUCGGAUGCCAUUAGCAGGCCUCUUGGUGCUGAUAAUAUUGAUGAAGAUGAAUUAGAGGAUGAAUUGGCACAGAUGCAGCAAGAUGAAGUUGAUGAGAGCAUGACUAACACUAAGGCCAAGGUUGAGAAGGAGAAGCCGGGCAUAAGCCAGGCGAAACUUCCGAGUGUUCCUACCGGCAAACUGGGGGAGAAGAAAGCUGCUGAGGAGGAUGAGGAUGAAGCUGCUUUGAAGCAGUUGCAGGCUGAGAUGGGCAUGUGA